Ochotona curzoniae (black-lipped pika) is the source of this 3960-nucleotide messenger RNA. It is a transcript of the gene LRCH2, whose product is annotated as leucine rich repeats and calponin homology domain containing 2. The record is from RefSeq and is a predicted model, not a curated record. NCBI's taxonomy places the organism in Eukaryota, Metazoa, Chordata, Mammalia, Lagomorpha, Ochotonidae. Gene Ontology annotation, molecular function: protein binding. Bases 19 to 2289 code for a protein of 756 amino acids. The transcript has 20 exons.
AUUCUCUCUCCCAGGAACAUGGCGGCGAGUCAGGGAGGUGGUGGUAACAGCGGGGGCGGCGGUUGUGGUGGAGGUGGAAGCAGCGGUGGCUGUGGCGGGGCCGGAGGCGGCGGCGGCGGGGCCGGAGGGGGAGGUGGCGGCGGCGGCGGCGGCGGCGGCGGCGGCGGCGGCGGGACCGUGGUCGUGCCCAUCCCGGUACCGACUCUUUUCGGUCAGCCGUUCCCUAACGGGCCUCAGUGGAACCCAGGGAGUGUGCAGCCUCAACACACCGUGAGGAGCCUGGACCGGGCCCUGGAGGAGGCGGGCAAUUCUGGCAUCCUGAGCCUCAGUGGUAGGAAACUCCGAGACUUCCCCGGCUGUGGCUACGACCUGACUGACACCACCCAAGCAGAUCUUUCCAGAAAUCGUUUUACAGAAAUUCCUUCUGAUGUCUGGUUAUUUGCACCUCUGGAAACAUUAAAUUUAUAUCAUAAUUGCAUCAAAACCAUUCCUGAAGCCAUUAAAAACCUUCAGAUGUUAACAUACCUUAACAUUAGUCGAAAUCUUUUAUCAACAUUGCCAAAAUACCUAUUUGAUCUUCCCCUUAAAGUUUUGGUUGUAAGCAAUAAUAAACUGGUAUCCAUUCCUGAAGAAAUUGGAAAAUUAAAAGAUUUAAUGGAAUUGGAUAUUAGCUGUAAUGAAAUUCAGGUCCUUCCCCAACAAGUGGGAAAAUUGCAUUCACUUAGAGAGCUAAAUAUAAGAAGAAAUAAUCUUCAUGCACUGCCUGAUGAAUUAGGUGAUCUUCCUUUAGUCAAGUUGGAUUUCUCUUGUAAUAAGGUGACUGAAAUUCCAGUUUGUUACCGGAAGCUGCAUCAUUUACAAGUGAUGAUUUUGGAUAACAAUCCACUGCAAAUACCACCAGCACAGAUAUGCUUAAAGGGUAAAGUACACAUAUUUAAGUACUUAAAUAUUCAAGCAUGUUGCAGAAUGGAUAAGAAGCCAGAUUCUCUGGAUCUUCCAUCUUUAAGUAAAAGAAUGCCCUCCCAGCCUCUCACAGACAGUAUGGAAGAUUUUUAUCCAAAUAAAAAUCAUGGUCCAGAUUCUGGAAUUGGAAGUGAUAAUGGAGAGAAACGAUUAUCUACAACAGAGCCAUCAGAUGAUGAUACAAUCAGCCUUCACUCUCAAGUCUCAGAAUCAAAUAGAGAACAGGUAUCAAGAAAUGAUAGUCACACAGUAGGAAGUAAACCCGAUUGUCCAAAAGACCAGGAGGUAUAUGAUUUUAUUGAGCCCAGCAUGGAAGAUGUUGCAGUUCUUGAACAAGGAGAUGCAUGUACCGGAGCAUUUACUUCUUUCCUUACGGGAAAAGAAAAAUGUUCUGAAAAAUCUCAGAAAAACGACGAAUUAGGAGAUGAAAAAAGACUUGAGAAAGAACAGUUACUUGCAGAGGAAGAGGAUGAUGAUUUAAAGGAAGUAACUGAUUUGAGGAAAAUAGCCGCUCAGUUAUUGAAGCAAGAACAGAAGAACAGGAAUCUUAAUCAUGCAACUUCUGUCAUGAGAAACAAGCUGAAACAAAGUGUGGAAUGUGAAAAAAGUGUCUCAGCAGAUGAUGUUAAUUCACCGUUAUCACCCCUUACAUGGCAGCCCUUAGAAAAUCAAAAGGAUCAAAUAGAUGAACAGCAGUGGCCAGAGUCUCAGCCUAUAGUCUGGCAAAGUGAAGAAAGGAGACGGAGCAAACAGAUUAGAAAAGAAUACUUUAAGUAUAAAUCUAUGAGGAAAAGUUCCAGUGGCAAUGACAAUGACGAGGAAUUUGACAGAACUGACAAUUUUCCACAUGGCCCCUUUGGCUUGAAACCUAGAUCAGCUUUUAGCCGCUCACCUCGCCAGGAAUAUGGGGCAGCUGAUCCAGGAUUUACAAUGAGAAGAAAGAUGGAACACUUACGAGAAGAGCGAGAGCAAAUAAGGCAACUUCGCAAUAAUCUUGAAUCCAGGUUAAAAGUGAUUUUGCCUGAUGACAUUGGAGCUGCACUGAUGGAUGGGGUUGUUCUUUGCCAUUUAGCCAAUCAUAUAAGGCCACGCUCGGUAGCUAGUAUUCAUGUACCAUCACCCGCAGUGCCCAAACUGAGUAUGGCAAAAUGUCGAAGAAAUGUAGAAAAUUUUCUUGAUGCUUGUAAAAAGUUGGGUGUCUCACAGGAAAGACUCUGCUUGCCUCAUCAUAUUUUGGAAGAACGAGGUCUGGUGAAAGUUGGUGUCACAGUUCAGGCACUCCUGGAAUUACCUACAAUCAAGGCAUCCCAGCUUUCUAUGGCUUGACACAACAUUUUCCAAUCUUAUUAAGUGUUUAAUUUAUUUGGAGUAUUUUCAGAUAUCUCAAAUUAAUGAAUAAGAGUGUCACAUCAAAAAUAGUUUACCUUAGGUCAAACCUUAGGGUUUUAAAAAGUUAUAUUAAAGCAUCAAAUUUGAACUUUGAGUGGCCCAAAUGUAUUUUGGGAGAAAACUGGAUUAAUUUAAUAAGUUUGUGAUAAAUUCAAAUUUUCGUUUGCUAAGUUAGUUGAUAGCCUUGCGGUUUUUUUUCAGAAAGCCAACUGAUAAUAAAUUGAAAAUGUACUUUCAAUUUAGUAACCACAUUAGAUUUCAUUUUUUUUACAUCAAAACAUUCUAAUAAAUAUCUGGGUAUAAGCCUUUUUAAAAACAGUUUAAAACUAUUCCAUGUUUGAAUUAUUUAAUAUACUUCCAAUUCUGGUUUAUACACAGCUUUUGUUUCCAAAUCUUUGGUCUUAGUUUUCUAGAAGAACUAGUAGGAAAAAAACAACUCUGGCUUUAUAUUAAAUUCUUUUAGUAUUAUAGGUUGGUGCCAAAAUAUUUUAAGUUGUACUGUAGAUUGUUUACAUGUGAAGUGCCUGUGUAAUUGAUGACUCUUAUAUAGUCUUAAGCAAUUUUGCCAUUUCUUUUUAUGUAUUAAUAGAUUCAAUGGAACCUAAAAUAUUUUAGUAGGUUUUUAAGGUCAGUAAUAUGUGAGGAUUUAAACAUUCCCUCAAUUUGAUAUUUGUGAUUUUUUUAGUUAAUCCCUUGCGAUUUUCCACAAAUUGGUUAUUUCAUGUUGCUAAAAAAGCAUUGUUAAUAUGCUUAAUUUAUGCUAUUUAAUUUUCUAAAAGUCAAUCAUCUUUUAAAAUGUAUUAUUUGAGGAAUAUUUUAUUUUUGUGUUGAAAACGUUACACAAAACAGUAAUGUUUUUGAGUACUAGGAAGUACCUAUUAUCAAGGACAUUUUGAUACAACUGCCAAAGUUUGGGUUUGUAUAUUAAUUUUUAGGAACAUUAUGUUAGUGCUGCCUUUAGUUAUAUUCAGAAAUUAGCAAAUGAGAAUAGUUUAAUUGAAGUCUGGCUGUUUGAGGAUCCUAAACACCUUACAAUCUUCAAUUAAUUUGGUGUUGAAUUAAAUAGACCAUUCCAUAAAUAUUUUCAUAAUGCACUGUGUUACAUAAAGUCCUUGUUUAAUUUAGAGAAGGAUAAUUAUGUUGGUAAUAGUGCAGGAGUUUUUCAAAACCAUUACUGUAACAACACAAUUCUUACAGGAGAAUCUUAAUAAUUCCUUUUAUAGUAGCCAAGCAAAUAGCGUAUCUUAAAUAUGUGAUCAUUUGCACUUGUUACCUCAUAAUAUGGAUGCAACUUAUUAAAAUGUGUUGGCCUGGGUAUUUCAAAGGUUAUAUGUAAAAGGUAAAAACUAGUGUGCCAAAUGGUAUAUAGUAAUAAUUGCUUUAGGAACAACUCUGUGUUUUUGAUCAAUUGGCAUGAAGCCAUAUAAUUAUAUUUUGGCUUUGGAACACAAAUGUGUUCUUUACAUUCUCCAAGAGUGAAAUUGGAGCUUGUAAAGAAUUAAAUUUUCUUAUGAGUAUGAAGUUUAAGAAUUAAACUAUUAGUAAUUUAUUGCUUUAAGUAUUUGAGCUAAUUAGUUAUUUUUCCAUUGGAUCUAAGCACACACGCGC